AAUAUCGCCAUAUAAAACCCUAACUUUCAACACCUUUUCACUAACUCUACAUCAAACCGCCGGAAUCCCUCAUUGACGGCCAUUCAAGGAUCUUUCUGGAGGCAACAAUAUGACAUUCAAGAGAAGGAAUGGAGGAAGGAACAAGCAUGGACGUGGCCAUGUUAAAUUCAUUCGUUGCUCUAACUGUGGAAAGUGCUGCCCUAAGGACAAGGCUAUUAAGCGAUUUCUUGUAAGGAACAUUGUGGAGCAAGCUGCUGUUAGGGAUGUUCAAGAAGCUUGUGCAUUUGAUCAGUACACCCUUCCUAAGCUGUACUUGAAGAUGCAGUAUUGUGUUUCUUGUGCCAUUCACUCCAAGGUUGUCAGGGUCCGUUCUCGAACUGAAAGGAGGAACCGUGAGCCCCCAAAGAGAUUCACUCGCCCAAGGGAUGAUGGCCCUAAGCCAGGUCAAGCACCCAGACCAGGUGGUGCUGGUGGUCCUCCUCCAGUCCAUUCUUAAGGGUGAUAAGCCUUCAAUCAUCAUGUCAGACAUCCUAUGGUUCUUGAAGAUACUUUUCAGUUUCCUUUCUGGCUAUGUAUCUAUAACCUGCUAUGUAGGUCUUGACCUUGUGUUCAUCAAGAUUCUUUUCUGGUUUCGUAUUGGUAAUGAAUAUCAUACUUUGGAUGCCAUGAACGAAUUAUGUUCGAUUCAUUGUUUUUAUCUUUGGCCUCUGAUUUUAUAUUAGCUUAUUGGUAAUUUUGGAUUUAA
This is a messenger RNA of Erigeron canadensis, 745 nucleotides long. RefSeq names its product 40S ribosomal protein S26-1-like. The record is from RefSeq and is a predicted model, not a curated record. Gene Ontology annotation, molecular function: structural constituent of ribosome; mRNA binding. Gene Ontology annotation, cellular component: cytosolic small ribosomal subunit; ribosome. Gene Ontology annotation, biological process: translation. Lineage: Eukaryota; Viridiplantae; Streptophyta; Magnoliopsida; Asterales; Asteraceae. The transcript is spliced from 5 exons. The coding region runs from base 110 to 496 and encodes 128 amino acids.